CUAUACCCGCGGGUUGCAACUUGCCCGCGGGUCACAAAAACUGUUUUAGUAUCCACUCUAACACGUGCACAGGACGUCGGGCUCCAACUCAACUCUCGCGGUGUCUGCCACAGUAUUUGGACCGUCUGCCACUAGACAGCAUGGAGUCCCACCAGAGUUUGAAGUUCGCCUUAGCAGCCUUCAAGUCCCCAAGGAUCAAAAGGAAGUACCUACGCAAGUACUCGUGGCUCCCCGAUGUAUUGCGAUUAAAAGGCAGCAUCAUCGGUCGUAUAAUUGGUCCAGUUUUGACUGUCACCAUAUUUGCUGCGUUGGUUGCCUAUGCGUGGUCCAAAGGGAAGAGAGUGGUCUUGACAAAUUCGGUCGUGCCACUGUUGUCUGUGGUGGUUGGUUUGAUUCUCGUAUUCAGAAAUGGCACUUCAUACGACCGUUUCUGGGAAGGUCGAAAGUGCUUCUCGUCCAUCACGUCUAAUGUCCGCAACUUGUCUCGUAUGAUAUGGAUUCAUGUCUCGCUACCUCCUGAUGAAGAUCAUCCCGCUCACGUUCUUGGAAAAACACCAACGUCUGCGCUUACCACCGCUCAACUCAAGCGUCAGAAGAUAGAAGUUUUGCAGUUUUGCGUCGCUUUUGCAUGUGCUGUCAAGCACUACCUCCGCAAUGAAGAUGGGCCUGAUUACGAUGAUUAUACUGGCAUUCUUCCCGCAUCUUUCACGCGAAUCCACGACCUUGGUUAUACCACAGCUCAAGGCAGAUCCUCUCCUAAGUCUUAUGAUGCGACUUCAUCAGCUUCGGAUAGUGCACACAACAACACCAAUGCCACUAAGAGAGUUCGUCGGAAGCGCAGCAAGAAAACACUUGUUGGCCAUGCCACCACGUCAGCUUCAACUACCCCGCUGCUUUCGAAUUCUCAUCAAACUGUUGAGUUUCACCCCUACGCUGAUCGAAUGUCUAUCCCAUUUCCCCUCCUUAUCGCUCAUGAGCUGUCUAGUGCCAUCUUCAGGUUUAAGCGGGAAGGUUUGCUUGAAACUGUUGGUCCGGCAGGUAUGAAUGCCAUGAGUGGGUUGGUGCAGUCAAUGGUUGACCAAAUGACUUCGAUGGAGAGGGUGGCGAAUACCCCUAUACCCGCGCCUUAUGGAAUCCAUUUAAAGCAAUGUGUAACUUUAUACCUGUUUGCCCUGCCAUUGACCCUCAUCAAUGACCUCGGCUGGAGCACAAUUCCCAUCGUUACUGUAGUUGCCUUUACAUUAAUGGGCAUCGAGGGUAUCGCAGAUGAGAUCGAGAUGCCUUUUGGAUAUGACGCGCAUGACUUGCCUCUUGACACUUACUGUAACGACUUGAGAGAGGAGAUUGAGUUUAUGAUCGAAAGGCUUCCGGAGGGUGGACACGGCGCACAUGGUUAUGACGACGGAGAGGGCGACGACUAAACAUCUCGAGUGAUUUUGAACACUGAUAGGACUUCACA
Messenger RNA from Suillus discolor, 1459 nucleotides. Its product is annotated as Bestrophin, RFP-TM, chloride channel-domain-containing protein. Gene Ontology annotation, molecular function: chloride channel activity. The transcript is spliced from 15 exons. The record is from RefSeq and is a predicted model, not a curated record. Lineage: Eukaryota; Fungi; Basidiomycota; Agaricomycetes; Boletales; Suillaceae. The coding region runs from base 141 to 1421 and encodes 426 amino acids.